Messenger RNA from Rhagoletis zephyria (snowberry fruit fly), 482 nucleotides. The record is from RefSeq and is a predicted model, not a curated record. Lineage: Eukaryota; Metazoa; Arthropoda; Insecta; Diptera; Tephritidae.
AUGGAAAAUCGAGAGCCGUACAAUCUGCGCGUGCCCAUGUUCCUCUACAAUGUCAUCAUGACCAUCAUCAAUAUGAUCGCCGUGUACAAGGUCAUUCCCAUGUCCAACUACUUUCGGGUGCUGCUUGAUUUUGAGUACCCAGACCGAAAUGACAUGUCUGAGCACUCUAUCUACCUGAUACACUUGGGCUACUGUUACUGGCUCAGCAAGCUAGCCGACUGUUUUGAUACGCUCUUCUUUGUUCUUCGAAAAAAGUACGAGCACAUAACUUUGCUUCACGUUUACCAUCACACAAUUGUGCCCGUUUUUGGUUACAUGCUCCUUCGCAUCAAUCCUCUUCUUCCAGCGUGUUUCCUUUUUGCCAUCGUAAAUUCUAGCAUUCACGUGAUCAUGUACUCAUACUACGCUUUGGCAGCCCUUGGACCUAACGUUCAGAAGUAUCUGUGGUGGAAGAAGUACAUCACCAUUCUCCAGCUGUGGCA